Messenger RNA from Chaetomium strumarium, 1877 nucleotides. RefSeq lists its product as uncharacterized. The coding region runs from base 1 to 1488 and encodes 495 amino acids. Lineage: Eukaryota; Fungi; Ascomycota; Sordariomycetes; Sordariales; Chaetomiaceae. The record is from RefSeq and is a predicted model, not a curated record. The transcript is spliced from 4 exons.
AUGUCAGAACGGCGAAACAGCCUGUCGCCGCCAGAGCGGAAAGACACAGUUGAUCCGGGUGCUCACGAGCUUGAGGCAUCCGACUCCGAAGAGCACUACUCCGAUGCCCGGUCCGGCCCAAUGACGCCCUCACGGGCCUCACCCAUCCCGAGAACCAGAGUCGAGAGGGUGGACGACAAGCCGGCGUACGGGGAAGUCCCUGGUACACAGGCCUACCGCAUGAGAGAGGGGGACGCAGCGCCGGAUGAGAUAGCCAUCAUCCCCGACCCGAGCAAUGAAUCGGCUGCAGAGCCUGAGGAACCCCCGCGGUCCCCGACGCCCGGCGGGCAGCCCAUACCCAAGACUGUGGUGGAAGAGACACCAGACGUCGAGGGCUCAGUGACGCACCCGGAGAACAGGCAAAGGCGCAAGUCGGAUGCACACCCCGACCUGGUUGUCAAGGCCGACGGGAAGGUAGAAGGAGGCGGAGCUGCAAAUGGCGCAAAAAGGGAUUCUUCGCUUGCUCUGAAACAAUCUCCGUCAAAUCCUGGCGUCCCGGACCCUGAAGGCGCUGUCGCUGCUAAUGAAGAAGGUAAUGGUGGCGAUGAUGACUUCGGAGACGACUUUGACGAUUUCGAAGAGGGUGGUGAAGACGGCGACUUUGGUGACUUUGACGACGACUUCCAACAAGCCGAAGAAGCUCCAGCACCACCACCGCCUCCUCCAUCGGUCCCUACCGCUCCAUCCUUCUCCUUCCCAAUCCCCACCUUCGACGACCUCUCCCCUCCCGAAAUACACUCGCUCACGCAACCCUACCUCGACGCCCUCUUCCCGCCGCCCGACUCCUUCCCAACGCUUCCAGCCCUCUCCGCAGAAGACAACCCCGUCUUCCUCACGCCGCGCUCCGCCUCGCUCUGGUCCCAGCUCGUCGCCCCGCCCCCGCUGCAGCCCCCAGACUGGAUCCGCUCGCGCAUCCGCCGGCUCUUUCUCGUCUCCCUGGGCGUGCCCGUCGAUCUCGACGAGAUCCUGCCCGCGUCCUCCAAGCAGAAGAAGCUUGUGUUGCCGUCACUACAUCGGACAACCUCCACCGGUUCGCUGCGCAGGGCAUCGAGUGAUUCCCGCGCCAAGACGACUGCGGAAGGAGUGGCGGCCGGGGAAGUGAGCGGCGCACGGAAGAGCACGGGCUCACAAGCCGGGGGCGAAUCGGGGAGAAGCAAGAGAACAGAUGGCGGUGCUGGUGGUGGUGGUGCGGAACGGGAGAGGAGUCCGGAGCGGAAUUUCGACCUGGUCUCGGCGCGGCAGACCUGUAUGCUGACGGACGCGGCGCUCAACGGGAUGACGGACGACGAGCUGCGGGAGCACAUCAAGCGGCUGGAGGCGAUGCAGGGCAUGGCACAGGGGGUGCUGACGUACUGGCAGAAGCGGACGGACGAGCAGAUUGCCGAGCGGGAGGCGUUUGAAGGGGUGAUUGAGAACUUGGUCAAGCACGCCCGGAAGGUGAGGAAGUAGGGAAGCGGGGAUGGCAUAAAUAGAAAUGAAGAAGAGAAGUACGGCGGUCAUAGUCACUUGCUAGGGACAUGGCGGUGGAACUGCAGUCUGCAGGCAACGUCAUGACUGCAUAAGAAUGUCUACAGACCCGAGGCUCCGUUUCCUUUUUCAUCUACCAGUGAUCGCAUGAAGAUAACAGGGCUUUAGACUAUGCUGGUGCCCACCACAUCCUUGGUCUGCUAUGCGUGAUCUCCCCGCCCAAGGUCAUCUGUCCAGCUCGCAACCAACUCGUCACUAAAGAGCCACAUGUAAAUCAAUCCCCUGAUCCUUCAUAAACUCAUGGAUUCUCACUGCCCUCGUCGAAGGGAUAUCUCAUUUGGAGGUGCUAGGCUCGAGCGUGACACCACUGU